Molecule: messenger RNA, 1533 nt
Organism: Nannospalax galili (Upper Galilee mountains blind mole rat)
Lineage: Eukaryota; Metazoa; Chordata; Mammalia; Rodentia; Spalacidae
Product: E3 ubiquitin-protein ligase TRIM23
Exons: 6
Coding region: 64-1119 (351 amino acids)
Molecular function (GO): zinc ion binding
Source: RefSeq, a predicted model, not a curated record
CCCAACCCCUCCUCUCAAUUAAAGGCUCUGGGCGCUGCGUCUCCCGGCCGUGGCUCUUCCAGGAUGGCUGCCCUAGUUGUAAACAAGCCGGGAGCCGGGCUGGACAGUGGGCGGCAGGGCAGCCGGGGGACGGCUGUGGUGAAGGUUCUGGAGUGUGGAGUUUGUGAAGAUGUCUUUUCUUUGCAAGGAGACAAAGUUCCUCGCCUUCUUCUUUGUGGCCACACAGUCUGUCAUGACUGUCUCACUCGCCUGCCUCUUCAUGGGAGAGCAAUACGUUGCCCAUUUGAUCGACAAGUAACAGACCUAGGAGAUUCUGGUGUCUGGGGAUUGAAAAAGAAUUUUGCUUUGCUGGAACUUUUAGAACGAUUGCAAAAUGGACAUAUUGGUCAGUAUGGAGCUGCAGAAGAAGCCAUUGGGAUAUCUGGAGAGAGUAUCAUUCGCUGUGAUGAAGAUGAAGCUCACGUUGCAUCUGUAUAUUGCACUGUGUGUGCAACUCACUUGUGCUCAGAGUGCUCUCAAGUUACUCACUCUACAAAGACAUUAGCAAAGCAUAGGCGAGUUCCUCUAGCUGAUAAACCUCAUGAGAAAACCAUGUGCUCUCAGCACCAGGUGCAUGCCAUUGAAUUUGUUUGCUUGGAAGAAGGUUGUCAAACUAGCCCGCUCAUGUGCUGUGUCUGCAAAGAAUAUGGAAAACACCAAGGUCACAAGCAUUCAGUACUGGAACCAGAAGCUAACCAGAUCCGAGCGUCAAUUUUAGAUAUGGCUCACUGCAUACGGACCUUCACUGAAGAAAUCUCAGAUUAUUCCAGAAAAUUAGUUGGAAUUGUUCAGCACAUUGAAGGAGGAGAACAGAUCGUGGAAGAUGGAAUUGGAAUGGCUCACACAGAACAUGUACCAGGUACUGCAGAGAAUGCCCGAUCAUGUGUCCGAGCUUAUUUUUCUGAUUUACAUGAAACUCUUUGUCGUCAAGAAGAAAUGGCUCUAAGUGUUGUUGAUGCUCAUGUUCGUGAAAAACUGAUUUGGCUCAGGCAGCAACAAGAAGAUAUGACUAUUUUGUUGUCCCAGGUUUCAACAGCCUGUCUUCAUUGUGAAAAGACUUUGCAGCAGGUAGGUAGUUAAAAUGUGGUUGAGUCAUGACUGUAAUGUUAAGUAUGUAAUUAUUAGAGAUACACACUAUUCUGAUGUGUUAAUUUAGUGAGUAUUUGGGUUCUGCUGCCUGUAUUAAUGUUAUUCCUAGGACAUGGUCUCUAACUUCAAAUUGUUCCACCAACCGUAUUAGUAUCCUGUUGUUCAUAUGCUUUUCCUGUCAAAGCUAUGGAUUCUGGGACCCCCUCAAAUGUUUAAGUCAUGUCAAGACCAUUUGCCUUUCUUUGCUAAAAAAUUACUAUUUUUUCCUAUGUGGAGUGCCUUUCUCUUUUCUGUCAGUGGAAAUCUUCCUUCCUCAAGAUCUAAUGUAAAUGCUCUCUUUGAGGCUUUGUUACCCAUUUUGGAGAUGAUUUUUAUUUUAAGUUCAUUUAUUUUUAAGUGCUGAGU